Striga hermonthica is the source of this 186-nucleotide messenger RNA. Lineage: Eukaryota; Viridiplantae; Streptophyta; Magnoliopsida; Lamiales; Orobanchaceae. The record is from the annotation of a GenBank genome assembly.
GUCAUACAAUAUCCACAACCUGAAUCCAAGAUGGAACCCCUCCAGUUGUUGCCUCCUAAAUGCCUGCUGGCUAAUUCAAUCACGAAGCUUCACAAUUUAACAAAACUCAAACUGAACGUCAAUUGGUGGUUUCUCACAUAUUUCCUAGAGAAGGCUCAUAAACUUAAAGUCCUUAUUAUCCCUAGG